AUGACGGCACACACCAAUACCGAAGACCUCGCUAGUCAUCUGCAAUCCGUUCUCCUCGAGCUCAACGCGAACCCCUAUCCAGAUGUCGCGUGUCCGCCAAACCUACCGAAACGCGCUUCGGUGGCGCUCAUACUGCGCAUUCAGCCAAGUUAUUCGCAUUGGCCCGACAGUGACGACAGUCCCUUACCAGCUCGACGCAGACGCUCCUCUGUCGCACAACCCAAUGCCGAGUUCGACUUCGAGGCCUCAUUAAGCAACUUCUUUUCACAAGAAUGGGUGAAGCAUGGGGACCCAGAGCUAUUGUUCAUCAAACGAGCUACACGAGUGGGCGACAAAUGGAACGGACAUGUCGCGCUACCAGGUGGAAAAAGAGACCCAGAGGACGAGGACGAUCAGGCUGCAGCUGCGAGAGAAGCCUUAGAAGAAGUCGGGAUUGAUUUGAGCCCCGAAAAUGCUAUUGCAGUCGGCAAUCUACCCCAGCGGAUUGUCACGACGAGCUGGGGUAAAGUACCACUCAUGGUAUUAUGCCCCUACAUCUACCUCCUCACCUCCCCAGCCUAUCCACAGCAACGUCUGCAGCCUACCGAAGUAGCCUCCUCACACUGGGUACCCAUUCGCGCGCUUCUUAGCCCAGCCCUCCGUACACACGAAUAUGCCGAUGUCUCGGCGCGUUUGGCAAAGUCUGAAUUGGGCAUCAAGCGCUGGUUCUUACAAGCCAUGUUGAGCAAGAUGAUGUUUGCUGCCAUACAACUCGUGCCAGCAAACUCGACGCACUGCGCAACCAUCCCAGACUUUAUACCCGUGGAAGCAGCGCCACACGGUGUGGUUAAUACUAUUAGAGAGGCAUUGGCGGGCGCUGAAGGGAGAUCAAAGGAUCGUAGGCCACCUUUGCUGCUAUGGGGAUUGACACUAGGUGUUGUGAGCGACUUCCUCGAGCACAUGCCACCGCAUAAUGCCCUGGAACUAUGGACGUACCCUACUUUCACCAACUGGGAUGUGAGAUUCGUGAUGUGGGCAAUGUCUUAUCGUUUCCGCAAGCAGAAGUCUCUGGAGAUGAGCACGGCUGUGUCUAGUAUAACAACGACGUCUCAAGACACUACCGAGUUGCCUACGCAAGACUUCCCUGGGAUUGGCAGUGAGGCGGUCGGUUCUCUUGAAGAAGAGAAGCCAGGCGAGGUCGGUAUAGCUGGCUUGGGCGUUGGCAGAGGUUGGGGACAGAGUGGGAGAGCGAAGAUGAUGGCUCGAGGAGCUGCGGUCAAUUCAAUGCUAGAAGGGUAUUAUCCGUUAGUCAGGAGAGCUGUGGCUACGGCACUAGUUGGUCGGAUAAGUGUUGUGGCUUUGGCGGCAUAUCUGACCUGGAAGAAGUUGCAUACUAGGUAG
Alternaria burnsii is the source of this 1380-nucleotide messenger RNA. Its product is annotated as nudix family hydrolase. The coding region runs from base 1 to 1380 and encodes 459 amino acids. NCBI's taxonomy places the organism in Eukaryota, Fungi, Ascomycota, Dothideomycetes, Pleosporales, Pleosporaceae. Gene Ontology annotation, molecular function: coenzyme A diphosphatase activity. The transcript has 2 exons. The record is from RefSeq and is a predicted model, not a curated record.